AUGAAUGAAGGAAUCUCAGUCUGUCGUUCUACGUUCAUUCAACUCGUUAGUCAUUCAACUUUAAUCAAGUAUACUAUCGACUAUAAAAGCCACCGUCGGCCUCUUAUCGCGCGCGAAACCGAACGCAACAUGUCCUGGAACUACUACCCGAAGAACUUCAAGGCCAACGGGUGGGGCUGGCACCGCACCGCAAACGCGACGAGCGCCGUGCGCGGCUUUCUGAGCGGCGAGAGGGGCGGCGGCAGCACCGAGCCGCUGAUCGGAAACGGGAGCCUGUACCCCACUUUACCCGCGGAGGAUGACACGACGUUCCGCGCUGGGGGCCUGUACCCCGCGCUGCCGGCCGAGGAGUACGAGAGCGGCGCCGUGGAGGAAGUGGUCGAGGAGGCCUGCGCGUCGGUUAACGUCAACCUGGUGAGAACUUCUAUUAUGAGUGUAAUCUGGGAUGGUAAACGCUCUAGCUCGGUGACGGCCUAUCCACACGUGUCU
Molecule: messenger RNA, 489 nt
Organism: Iphiclides podalirius (scarce swallowtail)
Lineage: Eukaryota; Metazoa; Arthropoda; Insecta; Lepidoptera; Papilionidae
Source: the annotation of a GenBank genome assembly